CGAUUUUGAGUUUUAGCUACUGAUUCUCUCUGUUACCUGAAACCCCCCAAAACGGGCGCCAGUCAUGUCUGCCCUCCCACCCCUGCUACCGGGAACGUGAGUCGCCGGAAAGCAUAGGCGACGGUCCAUGCCGAACCCUACCGCCGAUCACGUCAACUCACCGUGGACACUGGCCAUCCGCGCUGCCGCAGACCAGGGCCGCCCGUGCCGCGCCAUUGCGCUCUACCUCUCGUCCUUCCGCUCCGGCGCCGCCCACCGCCCUUGCCCCUUCGCCCUCGCGGCCGUCCUCAAGUCCGUCUCCCGCCUCCCCGCCCAUACUGUGGCCACGGCUGCCGCUUCCUUCCACGCUCAUCUUCUUCGCCUAGGCCUCCUCGCGCACCCCUACCCACACGCCGCGCUUGCCCACCUCUAUUCCCGCGACCCCGUCGCCGCGCGCAGCCUGCUCGACGAAACGCCUCCCACGGGAGCACGGGCGUCGCUUUCCCUACUCGUUUCCCGGAACUCACUGCUCGCCUCACUUCUCCGCUACGGGGACCUCUCUGCCGCGCGCGCUCUGUUCGACCAGAUGCCCGUGAGGGACGUUGUGUCCUGGAACUCCAUGGUCGCGGGCCUCGCCAAGGCUGGUCGCCUCGGCAGCGCCAUCGAGCUCUUCGACCAGAUGCCUGAGCGGAACGCCGCGUCCUGGAAUGCCGUCAUUUGUGGGCUCAUCGCCCAUGGCCACCUGACUCGAGCGAGGGAGAUGUUCGAGCAGAUGCCUGUCAUGAGCAACAUCUCCUGGAUCACGAUGAUCUCCGGGUAUGCCAAGGCUGGCGACGUUCAGGCUGCUGCUGGCCUGUUUGAACAGAUGGAGAACAAGAAUGAUCUUUAUGCGUGGAAUGCGAUGAUUACAUGCUAUGCACAAAAUGGCUGUGCGAGGGAGGCGAUUGGAGUUUUCAACCGGAUGCUCAAGCCUCAUGUCUGUGUUCUGCCCAAUGAGAAAACUUUCUCAUCUGUCAUCUCCGCUUGCUCCCAGCUAGGGAACUUGAGGUUUGGGCUGUGGGUUCAGAGCUUCAUGGGGUCUCUGGGAAUUGAACUGGAUGAUCACUUGCGCACCGCCCUCGUGGAUUUGUACACCAAGAGUGGGCGGAUUGAUAGCGCUUUUGAUUUGUUCAAAGGCCUGAGGACAAGAGACGUGGUAUCUUACAGUGCGAUGAUUGUGGGCUGCGGGAUGAAUGGCAAGUUAAACGAAGCUAUAGGUUUAUUCAAGGAGAUGUCUGACGCAAAUAUUCGUCCUAAUGCAGUGAGCUUUGUGGGAUUGUUGUCUGCAUACAACCAUGCUGGGCUAGUGGAAGAAGCUCGAGCUUGUUUUGCUUUCAUGUCAAGCAAAUAUAAGAUUAGACCUUCAAUGGAACACUACACCAUCAUGGUAGAUCUCCUUGGGCGUAGCGGGAAGUUGGAUGAAGCGUUUCAGCUGAUCAGGCAGAUGCCGAUGCAACCACAUGCUAGCGUUUGGGGUGCUUUGCUUCUUUCUUGCAGGUUGCAUAACAAUGUUAAGCUUGGGGAGGUCGUUGCUUCCAAGUGCUUUGAACAGGCGCCUGGAGAGAGUGGAUAUUACAUACUGUUGGGGAACAUAUAUGCACAAGCAAACAAAUGGGACAAGCUUAAGAGGUUAAGGAAGACAAUGAAGGAAAGAGGCUUGAGUAAGAUGCCUGGGAGUAGUUGGGUGCUGGCUGAAUAGAUACAUUUUACUGAUCUUAGUCAUUUUGAUAAAUUUGGUUCAGGUAAUACUGGAUUCAAUUGAUUAUUCUUGCUCUGGAUUGGGCAGUUUGAUGUGUUUAUGUUGGUAUCUGAGAAAUUCCAAUCAUUACUAAGGAAGUACAUUAUGGUCUGUACCCAUCACCUUUCACUCAAUUCAUGUAUCUUCUUUAAUAUCCUUCACAGUUGUACACUAGCUAUGUGACUUAUGAUUUAGAUAGUUGAGACUAAUGUUUGCGUCUGCAUAAAUAGCUGUUCAUGACGAAGUCCAUAUUUCUCAAAAGUUGCUUUCUGGUAUGUAGAAGAACAACUGUUGUCAAGGUAUGGGCACAUUGCCCUUCUAUCAGAA
Molecule: messenger RNA, 2083 nt
Organism: Triticum aestivum (bread wheat)
Lineage: Eukaryota; Viridiplantae; Streptophyta; Magnoliopsida; Poales; Poaceae
Product: pentatricopeptide repeat-containing protein At4g22760
Exons: 2
Coding region: 128-1717 (529 amino acids)
Biological process (GO): RNA modification
Molecular function (GO): protein binding; RNA binding
Source: RefSeq, a predicted model, not a curated record